CCCGUGGGCCCCAGGUACCCGCAUUUUGCCUUUUUCCACCACACCUGCUUCCCAUCUCGCAUGUCUGCGCCGUUGGGGCCUUCCAUGCUACCUUGAUAUCUGCAAACCACGGGCCCUUCCCUACACCUGCCUUGACGACGGCCCGCGUCCGCCCCCAGAGGGCUUGCCGGCGCCUCUGCAGCCUGUCUUCUUUGGUGAAGUUUUCCUCUACGGGAAUAUUUCGCAAUGGUGGACGUGCGGAAUGGCGGAGGCGACGCUUCACCCUCCACCGCCGUGAACCACCCCAAUGCAGACGCAGCGCAAGGGGACGACCACGCGCAACGCGGCUCCUCAAAUCCUGCCGGUGCUCAGGAAGAUAUGCCGCCUUCAAGAGCGCCGAGCAAGGCGUCCUCGACGAGAAACUCGACUCCCGCAGCUGCGUCCGCGGACCCCAGUCAGCCCAUGCAGCCAGCCAACGGAACGCCAACUGCGACAGAGGAAGCACUGCAGCCGCAGUCCACUGGAGCUGCUACGUCAAGUUCCUCAAAUGCCUCUGUAAAGGAGUCCAGGGAAGCGCCCACCGCCCCGUACGGGACGCGAUCGCGCAACCGCCCAGGCACGUCACGACCGAACUACGCCGAGGACGUGGAAAUGGAUUUCGAGAUGGCGCCCGCCGCGGCGAACGGAAGCGCCUCUGACCCUCCAUCGCGUGGUUCCGUGAGCACCGAGAGCGGACAGUCCUCAGGUGCGAGUGGGAAGAAGGGUUCCGGUGCUGGACAGGGCAAUGUGCCGUGGGGUAAUUCCGGAACCAACCCAAAAGACAUCCCAGCCAACGCCAAUAUCCCCGGGACCUCGAGUUUUGUCGCGAACCCAACCUCCGCCUCUACGCAACCGCCCAAACGACGAAAAAAUGCGGCAGGUCACGCUACGAAUGGAAGUCACGCGAAUGCUGCCGCGCCAAGCCAGGCAGGAACGAGGCGCACCACCAACGCCGUGGCGGCGGCCAACGGCACGCGAGAGUCCACCAUGAUGACCUUUGAGAACACAGGGGCUUUUCUCAAGGACGGCCAUCUGGAGGCAGAUGACGGCCAGAUAGUAUCAGUCAAUGAUCAGGUCUAUCUCGUGUGCGAGCCGCCCGGGGAGCCUUACUACCUGUGCAGGGUCAUGGAGUUCAUCCACGUCGACAACGACCCCAAGAAUCGUAUCGACUCAAUGCGGGUGAAUUGGUUCUACCGCCCGCGGGAUGUGCAACGCUACAACAACGACACGCGCCUGGUGUAUGCAACGAUGCACUCGGACAUAUGCCCCAUCACGUCGCUGCGAGGCAAAUGCCAGAUCCUGCAUCGGAGCGAGAUCGGCGAUCUCGACGAGUAUCGCAAGACGAAAGACAGCUUCUGGUUCAACCAGGUCUUCGACCGCUUCAUCCACCGCUGGUACGAUGUCAUCCCGACCUCGCAGGUUAUUAACGUGCCCGAAAAAGUCAAGAAGGCGCUAGACGAGCGCUGGAAGUACAUUUGCCUCGAGACCAGCCGCGUCAAGGAAUUGACCAGCGCCGUGAAGACCUGCAAACGCUGCGUCGGAUUUUGUGCAACGAACGAUUCCGUGGAAUGCGCCGUUUGCCGCAAUACAUAUCACAUGAACUGCGUCCGUCCGCCUCUGUUAAAGAAGCCAUCACGUGGGUUUGCGUGGGCCUGUGGGCCUUGUAGCAGGGCCCAAGAAAAGAAGCUCGAGGCCCGGCGCACCCCGCUCCUAGGCUCAGGAAAUGAGGAAGCGGAUGAAGAAGAGCUACUCGACGAGGAAGAGGAGGAUGCCAAUGCCGAGACCACUGCCCCGACCCCGAACGACUCUGACACCCAAGUGGAUCUCCACCCUGGCACGCAAGCAGAGAUAGCGCUAGCGAAGAUGUGGCCGAUGCGAUACCUCGGCAUCCAUUGCCGAGUGGAAGACGCCCUGCAAUACGAUGACCGGGCCAUAUAUCCUCGCGCCAGUUCGCGGUUAGGUCCGCGACAUCAAGCAAACGUCAACGUCUGGCAUGGCCGACCCGUUGAGCUCGUCAAGCCUGCAGAGAUUAAGAAGCGUUAUGUCAAGGCCGCAGGCCACAAGAAGGACACCAAGCUGUCCAAGGAGACCGUCGCUGCAAUGGAGGCCGACAAGGCGGAGAAAGCCAAGCGGCCCAAAUGGGUUAUGGACGAACCAGCCGGUUAUGUGCGACGCGGCGAGGACUACCCGAACAAGGAUUUGAAGUGCACAGCGGAGCUCAUGUUCAAGAUGCCUCCCCUUGGCGUUCAUUCCACACGGGGCGAAGACGACGCUCCCACGAUCACUCCAGAGCAGGUCGAGGCCUACAUGAUGCGGGCCAAGGCGCUGGCGAAACCCUAUGUCGGCGUUGAACCGUACAAUACGAAUUUCCUGGACAAAUGCCUGGCUCUUCUCACGAAGAACCAGUACGACGCCGAGGCAGCCUUAAAGCAAGUCAAGAAGCUGGACAAGCGAAAAGAUCUCAAGGAGCCUGAGCUGACCAAAGAGGAGGAGAAGAAAUGGAAUGAAGGCGUCGCCAAGUAUGGCUCCGAGAUCAGGAAUGUUCGCCUGCAUGUUAGCAAGACAAUGCUUUAUGGAGAUGCCGUCCGCUACUAUUACAUGUGGAAGAAGACUCCCAAGGGCAAGGAAAUCUGGGGUUCUUACAGCAACCGGAAAGGCCGGAACAAAAAGGCCGAGGCUGACACUCACACGCGGCUUCUCGACGAUAUCGCGGAUGACCACGACGAUUCCGCGUUUGACAACGAGAAGGCAAUCCAACGCAAACGCAAUUUUCAAUGCAAGUUUUGCAAUAUUCGACAUUCGCGGCAAUGGCGGCGUGCACCAGGCGUUCCUCCUGGACAAACGGUGGCUGCGGAUGGCCGAACUAGCAAAGACAAAUUGAACGGUUGGGUCGUGGCGCUGUGCCAGCGUUGCGCGAAUCUCUGGCGCAAGUACGCGGUCAAGUGGGAGAACACGGAGGAAAUAGCUAGGAAAGUCGCUCAAGGUGGAGGAAAAGCGUGGAAGAGGAGGAUCGACGAAGAACUUCUGCGCGAGGUCUACGCUGCGACAUCCGACGCUGGUGUAAUGAACGGUGCCCUAGAGUACGCCGACAUGCCUGCCGCGACUGCACAGCCUGUCGCAGAACCGCCAAAAAAGAAGCAGAAGACUGCCGCAACAGCAUCAGCAGCAGACAGUGGCACAUCUACACCUUUCUCCGAGCCCGCUACCAAGAAGAAGGAGAAGGAGAAGGCCGCGCCGCCACCCAAGGCUCCCACACCCCCGCCAGUGCCUGCUCAACCCCGGCUAAGAGUCCUCCCCUGCGCCGUCUGCCGGUCGGCUGAAGGAACAAGGCUGGAAUGUGCUGCAUGUCGCAUGAAUGUCCAUAAGUCGUGUUAUGGUAUCGAGGAAGUUCGGCAAGCUAACAAGUGGUUCUGUGACCCGUGCAAGAACGACAAAAAGGAAAGCGUGUCAUAUAACUACGAGUGCGUGCUAUGUCCACAGAACUCCGGGGAGCAGGAUCUCUAUGAACCGCCAAAGGUCUCCCACAAGAAGAAGACGGAUCGAGAGCGAGAGAAGGAGAGAAUGGAAAAGGAGCUUGUGGAAAAGGCCAAGGAAGAGUACCGUCUCAAGCAGCAAGAGAAAGGCAGGCCGAUCUUCCCCCGCGAGCCUCUCAAGCGGACCGCCGACAACAAUUGGGUGCACGUCUAUUGCGCACUUUGGCAUCCGGAGACGAAGUUCAGCAGCGCGACCAGGCUCGACAUGGUGGAAGGUAUUGGUGCACCUACCCUGCGGUACGAUAGCACUUGCAAGCUGUGCAAGACGAAGCACGGCGCAUGCGUGUCGUGCCAGCAGUGCUCCGCCAGUUUCCAUGUUGGGUGUGCGCAUAGCGCUGGCUAUACCUUUGGGUUCGACAUCACACCUGUCAAGGCCACAAGGCGGGAUGCAGUACCGACAGUCACGCUCAAUGGAGAGACGGGUGCGAUGGUGGCUGGAAUUUGGUGCAAGGAGCACUCACCAAAGACUAUCAUUCAUCCGAUGAAUGAGGAGGCCGAGGGCGCUGACCUGGUCGCGCUGCAACUAUUCGCUCGUGAGUUUAAACAGGCAGAUCUUACGCUCACUGGCACCGCGCGCAAGGCGAAUCUUGUCGACCAGUCCACGCGAACCAUCCCCCAAUCAGCGCCACUUCAGAGCAAUCGUCGCACAUCUACGGUUACGAACCAAACACCUACGUCCGCACGUGGCCGGCAAUCAAAUGCUGGCUUGGUUAUCAAGGAAGAAGAGCCAGCUGAAACGACCGUGGCCAAGACCGAGCGGAAAUGUGCCCGAUGCCAGAUUGACGCUAGCCCUCGCUGGUGGAAGGUGGAGGAGCCAGGCCAAUUUUCUCAGCACCCUUCAAGAGUCGUUGACGGAGCAGUAACCACGAACGGCGGGGAGCCUGGCCAAAUCGCACCUCGCGAGCAAUCUCAGCCGGUCAACGGUUCCAUCGAUCAUGCUAUGAUAGAUGCACCUCCGUUAGCUUCUCAGGAACAGUCAGGCCGGUUACGAGUGGAUACUGAAGUCGGGAUCGAGCGCCCCGUCUCAUAUCUAUGCCAGAAGUGUCACUGGAAGAAGCUGAACGCACCCGAUGAGCCGGAAGAACGCGAGAGGUCGGCAUCGGUGCAUGUCGAGCCACAACAACUUCCCAUCCGAUCGCCUCCCGUGCAGCCGUUCGUGGCCCCGCCUCCACCACCGCCUUCUCUAGGAGGAGCAUGGAUACCGCCGCAGCAACCGCCGCCCUUGCCCGCAUGGCACAGUAGUGGGCCUCCGCCUCCUGGACCUUCGCCUCACGCCCCUCCACCCCACUCUCUACACAAUGGCAUCGGCCAUCCUCCACCAGGGCCUCCUAUCAGCCAUGCUCCGCCGUUUCACGCGCCGUAUAAUCCAGUGCAUCCCCCCAACGGAUACCCGCCGUACUCUGGACCCCCGGUGCAUGCGCCGAUGCCGCCUGCUUCUCUUCGCCCGCCGUAUCCGCCUCCUCAUCCUCCUACCAGCGGCCCUCCUCCAGCCCUUCAUCUCAACAAUGGAGGAAUAAUGGUGAACGGCAUGCACUCACCUCGCAUGCCGUAUUCUCCGACUCAUCCACAUGGGCACAACUCAUCGCGUUCCACAGAGAGCCCGUUCAGCGGGCCGCCCCAGAUGUCGUUCCCUCCUCUGCACCACGGUAGCCCCGCGCCGGGCCGGCCGUCAACUCCGAGGGAUACGGUGAUGCGGGACGUCCCAGCUGUCACGGCGCCGCCGCCGCCUGAGCGGGUGAGCACAGGAGCGAGUGCCAGUCCUUCGCUCCGCAACUUGUUACAUUAGAAUUUCCUUCCCUUCCUUUGUUCGACUUGUGUACUUGGCAAAAAUGAUUAUAGCAGUC
Messenger RNA from Trematosphaeria pertusa, 5395 nucleotides. RefSeq lists its product as uncharacterized. The transcript has 4 exons. NCBI's taxonomy places the organism in Eukaryota, Fungi, Ascomycota, Dothideomycetes, Pleosporales, Trematosphaeriaceae. Bases 226 to 5337 code for a protein of 1703 amino acids. The record is from RefSeq and is a predicted model, not a curated record. Gene Ontology annotation, biological process: histone catabolic process. Gene Ontology annotation, cellular component: Lid2 complex. Gene Ontology annotation, molecular function: ubiquitin-protein transferase activity; chromatin binding.